Molecule: messenger RNA, 957 nt
Organism: Hemisphaericaspora subhashii
Lineage: Eukaryota; Fungi; Ascomycota; Pichiomycetes; Serinales; Debaryomycetaceae
Gene: PGA46
Product: Pga46p
Exons: 1
Coding region: 1-957 (318 amino acids)
Source: RefSeq, a predicted model, not a curated record
AUGAACUUAUCAUUCCUACUGCUUCACCUAUUUGUCCUUCUAUUUCUACUGGCUAUCCCAUCUAAUUCCUUUGAUUUGGUCCUUAAUGACAAAGAAAUCGAAAAUCCAAUUCAAUACGUGAAAUCAUCAUUCAAGCAUUAUGUUCCUACUCCUGAAUUACAAGAAACUUUAGAGAUUCCAGUCAAUGCACAUCAACAAUCAAUUAGAGAAUCGUUUAUACCUGCCAGACCAGCAAAAGAUAAAAAAAGAGUUCGACUUAUGAAACAUUUCAGAAAUGAAAUUAAGCCAAUGUCAAUUAAACAAGGUGAAAAAGGAACCCCAGAAGAAAAGGAGGAUGAACGAUUUGACAAGAGCGAUCAUUCUGAGGAAGAAACUGACAAUGAAGAAAGUUCCACCGAUUCAUCCUUACCUCCAACCAGCUCAGAUUCUCCAAAGGUUCAUUCUAAAAAGUCAUGGAUUAAAGAAUUCCUUUUAUUCCAACAAAGUCAUCAAAAAGUAAAUGCUUUGAAUAUAGAAGAAAAGGCAGAACAUCCAAAAUUAAGAACAACUAUCAAGAGUUAUGAAGAUACUGCAAGUGAUCCAAAUGAUUUAAAAAGAUGGAUACAACUAAUUGCUCAAGAUGAACCACAAGUUACGAACAAUGGUAUUACCAAAAAGUACAGUAAUCGGAAUGCAAAUAUUAAUAAUAACAAUAAUGAAAUUGAGAUUGAUAUUGAAGAAUUUAUAAAAUAUUUGGUAAAUGAACAGGGAUUCAAUCCGAAAGAUUUACAAUUCUUAAAGAUGAAAAAUCUUGAUUAUGGAUUAGGAGAAAUUGAACAAGAAUUGAAUAAAUUGAAAGAUGCAAAACGUUCUCCUAAAGUUAUUAAAAUCGGAGGAGAAGAAGAAAAUAAGGCUUGGAGUAUUCCUAUACCCUGUUCGUAUUUUGCAAUCUUUAUUAUAAUUGUUGUUUUUGGAUAA